AUGGAGCAACUGAAAAUGAAAACCGUAAUUAUGUUGGAUCGAAGCGCCAAAUUUAUAGAUGAUUCCAAUGAAACUUUCGAUAUAGCAAUCAGAGAGGGUCCGAAGCAGAAAAAGGUAGAGUUCAAAAAAGACAUUUGGACUUGGUGCAUGGAAGGAUUAUUUGAAAUGCAAAGAGUUCUGGCCGAUGUCUAUCCACUUGGAAAUAUUCCGAUUCGAUUUGCUGUUGCGGAUUAUAUGGGUAAAAUGCUGGAGACUGAAUGGAAGAAUAAGUUAUUGUCACGAGAAGAGCUUGGAAAAAUAGUGGUUGAAAUUGGUCGGCCAUCUGAAUCAAACACAGAUAUUACUCCAGUUGGUGGAUUGACUAUGGCAAUUGAAGCACUUGCAGUGGAAACUCCAGAACAGAAAGAGUACAAUUAUGAUAUUCGAUAUAAUCUCAACAAGAGGACGUCUCAAAACUCUGAAGUUGUUCGAGUUACUAAUGAACUGAAGAACACUCCGUUGUUUUCAACAGUAGAAAAUAAAGGCAACCUUAUUUUAUUUACAAGGUUAAAAACAGAAGACGAAAUGGAGGCAUUACAAAAGGAAGUUGCCAGUCUCGUUGUAUCACGAAAUUCAAUUGCAAAUGCUCCGUCGAACAAAACAUUCUGUCCGAUCACUGCACUUCGGGUGUUCAUCGUAAAUUAUUAUGCUGUUGGAGAAGAUUGCACUGUGAAAACUCACCCACUUCUAGAGCAUCCUGAACUUCCACUUCUGAAGUUUUGGGUAAUUUCAAGAAAAGUAACAGAUAUGUGUGUUGCUAUCCAUUCUCUUCUCGUUGCUUCCUUUGAUCUUGGUUCGACAACAGUCACUAAAAUACCAAUGAAAGAAGACAAUCGGGGAUCCACUAAUUAUGAUGUUGAACUGUUUCAUUCUGGCCAAGUGCAUACCUUGCUCAAGGAAAAAGAGCUCAUUGCUAUAGAGAGUAAAAAAGGGAGAGCAGAUGAAGGACCGACAUACGACUCAAUUAGACUAACCUGGACUACAGCGCCAAAAUCAAGGUGGUCUUUAUUUCCAUAUCAUGGUGCUGCAGUUCCUUGCACUACAGCUGUUGCUUAUUCUCGCCCUUCUGCUUGUUUGACUCAAUUUGUCCGUGAUGGAAGAUGUGUCAUGCUAGAUUCUGAGAAAACCUCAGAAUUCGGAAUGAACAUGCCGGAAAAAUUAGUUUCUCAUAUUCUGAUAGCGAAUCGUGGUCGAAUUUUCAUUCAGGAAAUCGAUUUCAUGCAGAAGAAGUUUGACAAGAGCCGAGUGGUUCGACAAGUCAAGUUUCCAAAAGCCACGUACGGCCCUAAAGAUCCGAUUAAUCUCAAUCAGUUGAAACACACUUACAAACAGAUGGAGCUGAAACUGGUUGCCAAAAACAGAAUGAACGAAGACAUGACGGAAAAACGAGAAAAGAAGUGGAAAGCGCUCAAGAACUCAAAUAUUGAGAAACGUUUUUCACGAAUCUCGAAAAAUAUCCCAGCAUAUGCGGACGAUACUUUCAUUUUUCAACCAAAUGUUACAAACAAGCUGGAACCUCUAAUUACAAUGAUAACGAAGAAGAAAUUGACGCCUGCUGAUGUCGAACAAUGCAAAGCGAAAAUUAUGAAAAUUCAUCAAAUGAGAGCUUUAAAAGAAUUCAUUGUCCCAGAAGAGGAGGAUAUCGAAUUAUGCCCAGUCGAAGAUUUAUCGGAUCCAGAGGAACAAAUUAGAGUAGCAAUUGUAGAACUGGCAAAACAUUUGGUGAAAUAUGUCACUUACUCCGAUCGUCACAGUCAGAUUUACAAGACAUUCAUGACUACUCUGGGUGCUGAUAAACUGCUGAAGGUAGAUGCUGAAGAUUAUGAAGCAGUGGACAACAUGUUCCCAAAAUCACCAUUUUUCGACGGAGAAGAGAGCGAGGAUUCCGACUCUUCUGAUUCUUCAGACUUUUCUGAAAAUUCAGAUUCAGAAGAAGCGGAGGAAUCAGACGAAAGUGAAGAUUCCGAGAAUACAUUGACAACGUUUUUGAAUAACUCGCUUGACAGACAUCGACUGCCCUCUCAAAAAAGAAAAAUAUCCAAAGUGGAAGUAGUGAAAGAAAAACCGAUUCAAUUGGCUAAAGAUAUCGAGAUUAACAUUUUUGCGAAAAUGUGCGAUAUGCUUGAGAAGAAAGAAUCUCAGAUCAGAAGAGAAUUUGUUGGAAGAGAAGCACACGGAAACAAAGCCCCUCUAUAUUUACAACUGAUGGAGAAAUUAGAAAAGCCUGCGAGUCCUUCUACAUCAGGAGACCGAUCAGAGAGAACAGAACGAACAGAUCGUCCAGAUAGAAUUGAACGGACAGAAAGAGUUGAAAGAAUAGAACGGCUUCGGAAUCUUGAACGAGGGGGCUCUGGUACUCCUCCACCAAUACGAAGACCAUAUAACUGA
Messenger RNA from Caenorhabditis remanei, 2427 nucleotides. RefSeq lists its product as uncharacterized. Gene Ontology annotation, cellular component: integrator complex. Lineage: Eukaryota; Metazoa; Nematoda; Chromadorea; Rhabditida; Rhabditidae. The record is from RefSeq and is a predicted model, not a curated record. Gene Ontology annotation, biological process: centrosome localization; regulation of mitotic cell cycle. The transcript is spliced from 9 exons. Bases 1 to 2427 code for a protein of 808 amino acids.